GGUAUAUUUACCUCUUUGAAAUGCAUCUUGGUCUUCAGAAUAUGCCUAAUGCUUUUUGUUUUACCGUUUUACCUGUCUACGUAACUCCUUCUUGCAUGGCAAUCGGUGUUGACCAAUACAGUAUGUUGUAUCACGUUACAAUCAUCCAAGAAACAAAUUUGUGUUGAUUAACGGCCAAUUAUCAGUAAUAUGCUUCUGAUCCGGUAUUCCCGUGUUUGGAUUACCUAGUAGAACAUCCCGGAAAUGUCUCACCUGGGAAUUCCGGCGUUGUACUGAUACAUUAAGCCAAGUACAUGUACCUCUUAGAGUAGUAACCAUCACUGCUCACUCAACAAUCAGGAAAUGAACUCAAUCAUUACAUCUUUCUCGCAUUUACAACUCCGUGAUACCAGAUAGCCGCCAGAUGUUAACUCUACUAUGGAUCCAUUCACCACUAAACGCCUCCAAGACCAAUUGGGGGUAGCCACGGAGGUCCGGGAGCGUUGUGGCGUAGGAUCCGUCAGUUUUGGAGUUCUACAUCAUGGAGAGACCAUUUUCACCGGCAGCGUCGGUUAUCGCGAUAUUCCUAAGGAAAAGGCACCUGACACGAGUACACUCUAUACCCUUUGUUCGAUAUCGAAAUCUUUCAUUGCAGCAGCUGUUGGAAUUUUGGUCGAUCGGGGAAAAUGCAGUUGGAACGACCCAAUUGGGUGCUAUCUUCCCGAAUUUAAGCCAAAGGGCGACGUUCGUGUGGCAACUAAAGCAACAUUCAACGAUUUCUUGCGCCAUUCCGGCGGACUAGCCAAUCCAGUCGUCACACUCCUCGGCCCUGAAGGUAAGGUUUUGGUCCCUCAAGAGGACUUCAUCAACGUUCUCAAUGAUACGCCUACCGGGAAUGAACGGUUUGGCCUUUACCAUAACAGAACGUGGGAGUAUAGCAACGUGUCUCAUGGUCUUGUUGCACUCGUCAUUGAACGUCUUAGUGGGAAACGCUAUGCCGACUUCAUCUCGGAAGAGAUAUUGAAGCCACUCGGGAUGAAUGACACAGUCGUUUAUAAGUCUCGCCUAUCUCCAGAUGCCAACAUCGCUCACUCUUAUGUUCGACUCUCUAAUGGUGAAUGGUACAAGCAACCUGACCAUGAAUGGACGAACGAACUCAAUACCCCUGUUCUUGCCAUGGUUGGAAUACGCAGUUCCGUCAAGGACUUACUCACUUGGUGUGCCGCCACACUUGACGCUCAGUGGGGAGAUAUCUCGAGGCCCCUCCCAGCUCUGUCUGGCAUAACCACGAAUCCACUGAAAGAGAUUAAUUCUAUCCUCAAUAAGUCUUAUUGGACGCGCCCUCAUAAUGAUGACUUGCAAAACUUAUCUCAUUUCUACUUAUCGUGGUAUAAGUGUGUGAUGCCAUCAUCAAUGGUUCACUGGGGGUCAUGGAAUCAGAGUCUGGCUGACAACGGCAAUAAAGACCAAGAAUACAUCAAUUCUCAUAUAAUGGGUAGAGAGUCGCCGAAACGGACUUUAUAUAAGAUCACCGGGAUAGGAUUCUGCGGCUCCGGGUCAGUCAUCUUACUUCCCGAAACCAUGAGCGCAAUCGUAGUCCUCGGCAGUGGCCUAAACCUAGGAGAUCCAAGCGACUUCAUAGCAAGUGUAAUGAUGCAAGCUCUAUUCGACCUAAAAAAACGCAUCGACAUCAUACCUAUGGUUUCACACGAAUGUGAGAUGCGCCGCAAUGACUUCCUAACUCUUAUUAGCGAUUGGAAAAAAAACCGCGAUGCCACUGUGGCUGAAUGUCCCGUACAAGAAUAUAUUGGACACUACACAGGGCUAGGGAUUACUCUGACUAUACGCGAAAGGACGCCAAAUGGACCUUUACAGCUCAUAUUCAAUGGCAGAGAAGAUAUAAUGCAGAACUUGGAGCACUACAAUAAAGACAUGUACAGCUACCAGCCUACGGAUCGCGAUAAUUGGUUAAGGGCAGGGUGGUUGGAUUGGGAUUAUUUUAUGGUGGGCAUACUUCACUUCAGAAGAGACCCGAAUGGCCGAGUAAAUGGUGUCACCUGGAUAUGGGAAAGGGGGUGUGACGCUGCUCUGUUUAAUAAAGGAUAUACUUAGGCACAUCCUCAAUUAAACGACUUUCGCCGAACCGGAGCGCGACAUGAUUCGUCUCUCAUACCCCUUGUCAUGAUACCACCUGUAAAAUAUCAGUUCAUACAUAGGUAGCUGCAGUGUCGGGUUAGUAUUGGGUUGAUAUCUAGCCACGAGCCUUUGUGUAUAACAACCUCGUCCUCCCAAUACUUCUUGGCCGUUUGGGUUUAGGAUCAUUAUCAUCCAAAGCAAAAAGCCACCGAGAAAGCCAUCCAGCACCUACAUCCCUCGCAGAGCUAUUACACUGCAUCUUCGAUCGCGAAGUUUGCCACCGAGACCGAAAUACGAUCUUUGAUUAAUUACCGAACUGAUUGGAGCACGAUGGUGAGCAUGUCAGAUUAGCGCAUGAAUUUAACCCGAAGCCUGCCGUAUGAUACUACCAAAGAGAGAAGAUGCCUGACACAUAUUCCAGAAUUCAGGACAACCGAUAAAAGUAAAAA
Molecule: messenger RNA, 2564 nt
Organism: Annulohypoxylon maeteangense
Lineage: Eukaryota; Fungi; Ascomycota; Sordariomycetes; Xylariales; Hypoxylaceae
Product: beta-lactamase/transpeptidase-like protein
Exons: 3
Coding region: 418-2091 (557 amino acids)
Source: RefSeq, a predicted model, not a curated record